AUGAAAGACCGGGAGGACAAACUGAGCCACAAGGACGAGUCUAGCCAGAAGGACAAGCCCAUCCAGAAGGAGACGCCCAUCCAGAAGGAGACGCCCAUCCGUAAGGAGACGCCCAUCCAGAAGGAGAAGCCCAUCCAGAUGGAGCAGCCCACCCAGAAAUCUCCAAACCUCGAGAAACCAUCCGGAGGGACAUCCAACGUGCCCAGUCUAGCGCAAAGGCUUGAAGAGAAAAUCCGGCGCCGACAUGAGGAGCGCAACUCGCCCAAGCUACCGGAGGAUAUCCAGGUCGACCGUGACGCGGCCGCUAAUCCAUCGCCGGCUCCAGUGGCGCCAGCUCCAGUGGCGACAGCCCCAGUGGACAACCGCAUCGAACGCAAAGCCGAGCCCGUCGAUUACUGUUCCGAUACGGGGGUCCGCCCAGCGGUUGCUAAGAAAUCUCACCGUCUAAAGCCGGCACUGAAGACGUACAACAGCUCUUCAGGGUCAUCCUCCGACAGAGAAUCGCGCGCUUCGGUUAUCUUUACCGACAAUGACACCUCGCAAACGUCCCUGUCGUCGGACGAGGGGCCACCCAAGCGGCCCCCAACCAGGCGGACGGUGUCCUUCCUCGACGAGCCGUCCAAGCCUGCGCCCUCCCCCACCCAACAAGCCCUAGAAAGUGACCAGCAACGACCCCUGACUCGGCAGACCAGCUCGUCGCGCGAGAGCUCGCGUUCCCCGCCAGCAAACCACCCCGGAGGGUUCAGCCUCCUACCCUGUUCCAGAUCCGUCCCCAAAGCCGGGUACCAAGACUGGUACACCAUCAAGGGGCUGACGCACCUGAACAUCUGUCCGGGGUGCACAACGCAGAUGCGCAAGUCGCGAUUCCGGGACCAAUUCAUGCUCGCCAACCCACGGCCACGGGGCGACAAAGUGCGCUGCUCGAUGAGCCUCCCAUGGGCACGCCUCGCCUGGACACAAACGCUCAAGAAGCAGCUCGACCACCUCGACAUGCUCUACGACGUGACCUGGAUCUCAGCCGGCACCAAACCCUGCACCGGACGAACCAUCAGCGACCAGUACUGGUACCGCGUCAUCGACCCGGACACAGGCGUCUUCCUCCCGAAGUUCAACGUCUGCUCGACCUGCAUCCGCAACCUCCGCACCGUGAUCCCCGCGCACCGCAGCACCUUCAAGCGAAGCAGCACGAAACAAGAACGCGUCUGCGACCUCGUCACCGACAGCCCGCGCUUCAUCCGCUACAUCGACCUCCUCGACAUCUCGGCCACGCGCGCAGAGCAAGAACCCACCACGCCCGAGCUCGACCUCCUCGAAUUCAUGGCCUACGCGCGCCGCAAGGUCGUCAUCCGCGACUGCCCGCGCGACCGCCCCGUCUUCAGCACCUGGCACUACAUGCCGCAACUGCCCACCUUCACAGUCUGCGAAGACUGCUACGACGACGUCGUAUGGCCACUGGUCCGCGCAAACCAGCCCCUCGCGCGGCGCUUCUCCGGCUCAUCCCGACUGCUCCCAGGGAAAGCGGCCGCGCAGUGCUGCCGCGAGGCAAGCUGCCAGCUUUACUCGCCGCGGAUCCGGGCGAAGUUCCAAGACGCGGUGGCGCGCGAUGAUCUGGAGUAUUUGAGUUCGAUUGCGGUGAGGCGGUUUGAUGCUGAGCAGCGGUAUCUGGAGCGGAGGGAGAUGUUGCAUGAUAAGGAAAGUGUGGGGUAUGAUUGUGAUGGGGAGUUGAGGGAGAAUUUGGAGGAGUGGAAGAGGUGGGAGUGA
Molecule: messenger RNA, 1761 nt
Organism: Aspergillus candidus
Lineage: Eukaryota; Fungi; Ascomycota; Eurotiomycetes; Eurotiales; Aspergillaceae
Exons: 1
Coding region: 1-1761 (586 amino acids)
Source: RefSeq, a predicted model, not a curated record